AAAUUUCAAGUGUGGAGUGAGUGCGCGCGCGGUGUGUUUACCGCUGUCGGCACCGAGAGAGGGAGCGACCCCCCGGGCAGGCGGGUAAACCAAAACAGCAACACCGGCAGGAGAGCUAGCGGCUCCGAACAGUUUAAACUUUGAUCAUGGCAACUGAAGUUGGAUCUGCAAUUGAAGUUAAGGAAGAGCCAGAGCAAAUUGAACAGGAGCAUUCUGAAGCCUCAGAUCCUGAAGAGCCUGCCAGUGUAAAUCAAGAGCAACAGAGUGAUGCCAAAGAAAGUGAACAGCCAGUAUCCACAGAACAAACUCUGAAAGAACAGGAAUUAAAUUCUCCAACUUCAAAUGCAAGUACUCAAGCUAGCCCUUCAAAUAGUCUCAAAAAGGAACAGUCAGGUGGUAAAGGGCUGUCACGCUUUUUACCUGGUUGGCUUAAAAAGCAAAAAUCAUUUUCUCAGGUUGAGAUGACAGAAGACAAGGAAGCUGAGAAGGGCAUUCAGGCUCAAGCUGAAGAAAUGGGUUCAGCAGAAAAAGAACUGCCAGAGCCAGUAAAGACUGCAUCAGAAAAUGAAGUAGAAAAGGAGGAGAAGGUGGAAGAACAGACAAAGAUAGUUGAAAUAGGGGAGCAGCAUUCAAUGAACAGUGCAGAGAUACAGCCAAUUAAAGAAGAGGAAAAGAUUGUAGAAUAUUUGGAAAAGAAUGCAGAUGUGAAUAAGGCAGAAGUGACUAAUGCAGAGUUGGUAACCGAAGAGAUAAAUGAGGGAAGUAACAAAGGUGAAGAGCUUCGGAAAGAUGAAGAUGCAAGCAAAAAAUCCCCUCUGAAAAUUCCCAAAAAGAUUAAGAUUGUGCAAUGCAAGGUACUUAUGUUGGAUGAUUCAGAGUCCACCUAUGAAAUUGAGAAAUGUGCCAAGGGCCAGAUAUUGUUUGACAAGGUGUGUGAGCAAAUCAACCUGUUGGAAAGGGAUUAUUUUGGCCUCACUUUUCAGGAUGCUGCAGAUGAAAAGAAUUGGUUGGACCCGGCAAAGGAAAUAAAGAAACAAAUUCAAAGUUGUCCUUGGCAGUUUUCCUUUAAUGUAAAAUUCUAUCCUCCUGAUCCUUCACAGUUAACUGAAGACAUCACAAGAUAUUACUUAUGCCUUCAACUCCGCCAAGAUAUUGUAUGUGGUCGUUUGCCAUGCUCUUUCGUAACUCAUGCCCUUCUUGGUUCUUGCACGUUGCAAGCGGAGCUUGGGGACUAUGAUGCAGAUGAACACAAAGCAGGUUAUGCCUCAGAAUUACAGUUUGCUCCAAGUCAGACAAAGGAAUUGGAAGAGAAAAUUUGUGAACUGCAUAAAACACACAGGGGUCUAACUCCAGCCCAGGCUGAUGCUCAAUUUCUGGAAAAUGCCAAGAUGCUUUCCAUGUACGGCGUAGACUUGCACCAUGCUAAGGAUUCAGAAGGAGUGGAUAUUAUGUUGGGCAUAUGUGCUAAUGGACUGCUCAUCUACAAGGAUCGUCUCCGAAUUAACCGCUUUGCUUGGCCAAAAAUUCUUAAAAUUUCUUACAAACGAAGCAAUUUUUAUAUUAAAAUCCGACCUGGAGAGACAGAGCAGUUUGAAAGUACUAUUGGGUUCAAGUUGCCUAAUCACCGAGCAGCAAAGAGAUUGUGGAAGGUUUGUGUGGAGCAUCAUACUUUUUUCAGGUUGCUAUCUCCUGAACAAACUCCAAAAAGCAAGUUCCUGACUUUGGGGUCAAAGUUCCGAUACAGUGGUCGCACCCAGGCUCAAACACGGGAGGCUAGCACACUCAUAGAUAGACCUGCACCAUAUUUUGAACGUACUUCGAGUAAGAGAAUGUCCAGAAGUCUUGAUGGAGCCCCAGUAGAUGGCAUUGAUGAAGUUGGCCUGCUGCAAGGUUCAUCUUCUGUAGGUGUUUCUCAGAGUUCAACGGCAGACAUCACUGCUGUGACUGUUGGUAUCGUUAAAGUAGAAGCAACAGAUGAAAUGGCAGAAGCAAAAGGCAAAAGCACUCCCUCAAAAGUCUCUCAGCUGGAAAUGCCUGUGGAAACAAAGAAUAAGUCAUUGAGCAUAGAAGGAGAAAAUAUUUAUAUCAGACAUAGCAAUUUAAUGUUGGAGGACCUUGAUAAGACCCAGGAAGAUCUAUUGAAACAUCAAGCUAGCAUUAGCGAGCUAAAACGCAGUUUCAUGGAAUCCACACCUGAACCACGUCCAAAUGAAUGGGAAAAUCGAUUGACCAAACCCUUAUCACUGCAAACAGAAGGGAGCUUAGAAGAGGAGAUAACAUCGCUUUUACUUAGUAAAGAGAGCUUCUCAACAGGCUUGGUGGCCUCCUUCUCGUCUGCUAUUUCUCAGGCAUCAGAGGGUGCGGGGCUGAAAGAAAAAUCUGCUGCUGAAUCUGUUUCUCUCACAUGCUCCAAGCAGUUGCCUGAGGAUCUUGCUUCAAGAACAGAGGGGCUUCCAGCAGGAGUCGGAGGUGUUGCCAAGAGCUCAGAUGAGAAACAGAAAUCCGAGAUGGAGGAGCAGGCAGAGGUUGUAGUAGAAGAAACAAUAGUGAUUGAAGAGGUAAAGAGUGCACCCAGCCAUUCAAAAAUAAAACUUGAAAGAGCUGCUGAAAGCAGCACAAUUGUGCCCCCCUCUAAGGUGCCAGCAAAAGAGGGUUAUGCCUCAUCCUCUGAUAGCCAUAGUGAGAGUGAGGAAGAGGCAGAGUACCACCCACAGACCAAGGAAGGAGAAAAUGUAAAGAGAGAAAAAAAUGAAUUUAAGACAUUGACUACAGUAGGAAUGGAGCCCAAGAUUUCGGUAACAGAAAUUGAAACAGUACACUGUCCAGCUGUUGUGGUACAUAAAAUGCAGGAUGUCCCGGAAGAAAAUUUGCAAGAAGUGCAGAAUGGAGAACUUCAGGAAGCAAAACACAAGCAAGAGCAAGAAGACGCCAAACCCAAGCUAAAUGGAGAUGUUUCGUAUGUUGAUAAUGAUGCUGUGCCAGAAGUUAUAUGUUGCACGGAGCCUCCUGUGGUAAAGACAGAAAUGGUGACAAUCUCUGAUACAGUGAGCCCUGACAAGACUGAAAUUGCAACAAAAGAAGUUCCAAUUGUUCAAACGGAGACCAAAACCAUUACAUAUGAAGCUGCCCAGGGUGAUGGCAGUGGAGACAAUGAUCCUGGCGUCCUGAUGAGUGCUCAGACUAUAACUUCCGAAUCUAUUUGUACAACAAUGACGACGCAGAUUACCAAGACCGUUAAAGGUGGCAUUUCUGAAACGAGAAUUGAAAAACGAAUUGUUAUCACGGGGGAUACAGAUAUUGACCAUGAUCAGGCCUUGGCCCAGGCAAUAAAAGAAGCCAAAGAGCAGCACCCAGACAUGUCAGUCACCAGGGUAGUGGUACAUAAAGAAACAGAGCUCACUGAGGACGGGGAGGAAUGAGUUAAGAAAUGAAUAUUGCCUGAAACUAAAUGAAGAAUCUUUACCAUUAGUGACCACUGCCAUGAAUAAUAGAGAAAAGUUACCUCUGAGCAUUCGCAAAUGACACCCUACAUAGCAGUCGCACAUAGUGUGAAUAUUUGAAGAUGCCAGAGACCUGCAGAAAAGCAUCAUUGGAGCUAGUUAUUUAAAAUCAUUAGCCUGUAAUUUGAUUAUUCACUCUCUACUAAUGUGAUGGCUUAUUAACCUACCACUUCUAUGUACCAUUAGAAUUUAAUAACCGCAAGUAAAAAUACAAAAAAGGCUACAAGUAGAAUUCCCGUUCCACAAGAGUUUUGUACAGAAUGUUGUGACUAAUUUAGAUACAUAAGUGGCUCACUUUCAAAACCUGAAUAAAUAUGUGUAAACCUUGUUGUUACAGAAACAAUUUUUAGCACGAUCAAGUAGGUACCAAAUAUUGUGGAAAAGAGAAAUAUGGAAAGAUUUUCUUCUAACUUUUCCAGUGUCACUUCGAACUCUUAACAUGUCAGUUUAAAAUAAUUACGUCUGUUUAUAAAGGAUCUCCUAGCCCGCCUAUUGCUGCAAAAAAUUAAAGGGGACCUAAAGUUAAGCAAACAUCAUUCCAAUAAAAAAAAUUCACUGUAGUGCAUUUACUAUAUAAUAUUUUUUUAAGUCAUCCAUAGAACUUGGAGAUCCAUAUUGGAAAGAGGUACUUUUCUAUUUACUUACCAGUUCUAUAACAUGGUAGACAGCUUAAAAUUUAAUACUUUAAAAUCAUAUUUCCUCAAAUAAAAAAAAUCAUUACAUUGAAUACAUUCCUAUAAAUGCUUUUACAUUCUGAAUCUUGAUAUAAAAAUCUAAGCUUUAUAAGUAUAGCUGUUAAUGGGCAAAUUGUGUUGCAUUUCUGAUGGCUUUGUCUAAUGUUUGAGGAAGAUUUUGAAAAAAAUAAUCUUUUUAUUAUUUGGUCUUCUCUGUAGAUAAUAUGGCAGAAUCUUGUGCUUAGCAUUUGUUUAAAACUAUACUAAAUCUUGAUGACUGUCAUUAUGCUUUUGACCCUUAUUGGCAAACAAGCAAAAUAAUAUUUUAGCAGCUUAAAAGUUGUGUUGAUUGAUAUUCUUGCUUCAUGUAAUGCUGUUGAAAAUAAAUUCCACUUAAAAUA
Carcharodon carcharias (great white shark) is the source of this 4575-nucleotide messenger RNA. It is a transcript of the gene epb41l2, whose product is annotated as erythrocyte membrane protein band 4.1 like 2. Gene Ontology annotation, cellular component: cytoskeleton; plasma membrane. The coding region runs from base 147 to 3419 and encodes 1090 amino acids. Gene Ontology annotation, biological process: cortical actin cytoskeleton organization. The transcript has 22 exons. Gene Ontology annotation, molecular function: actin binding; structural molecule activity. The record is from RefSeq and is a predicted model, not a curated record. NCBI's taxonomy places the organism in Eukaryota, Metazoa, Chordata, Chondrichthyes, Lamniformes, Lamnidae.